Molecule: messenger RNA, 2057 nt
Organism: Rhodotorula graminis WP1
Lineage: Eukaryota; Fungi; Basidiomycota; Microbotryomycetes; Sporidiobolales; Sporidiobolaceae
Exons: 3
Coding region: 1-2007 (668 amino acids)
Source: RefSeq, a predicted model, not a curated record
AUGGAAGCAGCGACGCUGUACAGCGGCCUCGCCCUCGCGCCUGUGGCCGCCUACGCGCUCGCGCCUGCCGCCCCCACACUCGCCGGCGUCGUCCUCAUCCCGCUCACCUGGUCGCACGUCAGAGCCGCUCUCGAGGCCAGCAACGAGCCGUCCAAGCGGGUUGUCGUCGCUUCCCUCCUCCCCCUCUCCUCACUCGUCGUCGGGUCCGCCUCCGCCCUCGUCCUCUCGAACCCGGCAGCGAGCGCCACCCUGUCCUCGCCCUUCGACACCUUCCUCGCCGUAUCGCUCUUCGCUCUCGUCACCUCGCUCGCCCCACUCGUCGCCCUCGUCCUCGGCGCAGCGGCCUUUCCUCGCCGUGCGCACGACGGCUACACGGCCAUCCUCGUCCCGGCGCUCCUCUUCGCGCUCGCGGGCAUCGUGCAGGAACGCGCCGGGUCGGGCAGGGUCGGGUGGUGGAUCGCGCCGCUCGUCGAUGCUGGCGGCGCAGGGUGGGUCACGCGCGUCGCCGGGCAGGUCGGCGUCGACGUGCUCGUGAGCGCGGCGGGCAUCGCGCUCGGCGAGGUUGCGCGCGGGACAGCGGGCAUGUCGAGCGACAGCGGCGUCGUGCUCGGCGAGCAGCAGGAGGGCCAGGACCGCGUCGACGAUGUCGCUCGUCCGAGUCGCCCCUCUCGCCGACCGCUGCGGCUUCUCGUCCUUGCGGCGCUGCUCGUUACCAUCGGCCCGCUCGUCCCGCACUCGUCGUUCGAGCCGUCGCACCCUGCGCCCGACCAUGCGCACUGGACCUACCCGCCGCUCAAGGUCGCCUGCGUCGUGCCACCGUCACUCGUCGCACGCCGCAGCGACGAGCCCUCGGCGGCGACGCUCGACGACUGGCUUGCCGAGACGAGGAUCGUCGCAGGGCGAGGUGCAAAGGCGCUCAGCUGGAGCGAGGGCGCGGUCAGGCUGGAUCGGGGCGCGAGGAAGGCGCCCGACGAGGACGACGACGACGAGGAGAUGGGCGAUGACGAGAAGAGCCUGCUCGAGAGGGUCAGCGAGGUGUGCGACAUGUACAAGGUCUACGUCCUCGCGACCUACGUCGUCCCGCCCGCCUCGUCGUCGCCGCACCAUCGCGCCCACAAGUACCUCAACGUCGCGACGCUCGUCGGCCCUCGCGCCUCGUCGUCAAGCUCGGCGCCCAACCUCGUCUGGUCGACGACCAAGCACCACCCGGUCCCCUUUGUCGAGUCGUUCUCGCACACGACGCGCCACCUCGACGCCCUUGGCUCGACGAGCGACGCCCUCCCGCUCGCCGACGUCGCGCUCCCGCAUGCGCCGCACACGCCGAGCCCGCACCGCACGCCGCAGCAGCAGCUCUCGGUCUCGGGCGCCAUCUGCCAGGACAUCGCCUUUCCCUCGCUCCUUUCCUCCUACGCGUUGCCUUACGUCAACGACGACACGCACCGACCGCCACACCGCCACGUCGCUCGCCGUACCCCUCAGGUCCUCCUCAACCCGUCUCUCGUCCCGCCCACGCUCUCGGGCCUCGGGCGCGCCUCGCUCGGCCAAGCGCGCGCCCGUGCCCUCGAGCACGGCGCGUUCGUCCUGCGGUGCUCGGGCGGCAGCGGGGCGUCGGCGCUCGUCGGGCCCGACGGCGACGUACGCGUGCUCGUCGAGGGCGAGGAGCGUGCGGGGAGCUGGGAGGCUGAGGUCGCGCUCGAGAGGGCGAGCUCGGGGAGGGGCGGGACGUGGUUCGAGUGGGUCGGCGGACGGGCGGGAGGGAGGUGGCUCGGCGCCGAGGGGAGGUGGUGGCUCGUGCUCGCCGCAGGGGUCGCGCUCGUGCGCCUGCUCGAGGGCGGCGAGGCGGCGAGGUGGGUCGGCAGCGUCGAGUGGGGCGAGCUGAGGGGGCGCAUCGUCGAGCGGGCUCGUCAAGCAGGAAGGCGCGUCGUGCACGGGUCGAGGCCCGAGGUCGAGGGAGGAGCGAGGGCAGGUCCGGGCGAGGAGGAGCGGCUCAUCGACGUCGGCGAGUAGUCUCUCGACGUGCCGCAGCGCUUGCAGGUUGUACAGCAUGUUCGUGUCGC